This is a messenger RNA of Danaus plexippus (monarch butterfly), 1777 nucleotides long. RefSeq names its product pyrimidodiazepine synthase-like (gene GSTo3). Gene Ontology annotation, biological process: glutathione metabolic process. Bases 279 to 1001 code for a protein of 240 amino acids. Lineage: Eukaryota; Metazoa; Arthropoda; Insecta; Lepidoptera; Nymphalidae. Gene Ontology annotation, cellular component: cytoplasm. The transcript has 6 exons. The record is from RefSeq and is a predicted model, not a curated record. Gene Ontology annotation, molecular function: glutathione dehydrogenase (ascorbate) activity; glutathione transferase activity.
AGUAGGUAAAUCAAUAAAAAUUACUCCAACCGAAUAAAAAUGACUGCGCUCCGCGACCUUACGUUAAUAUCCGACCAUUUAGUAAAUACACACAGUUGCGAAUAAACGCGAGGUGUGUUUAUGUGUCUUCAAUAUGUCAGGGUAUUUGUUAAUCAGGUCGGAUGAUGUCAUUUGGUUGAAACUGCUUAUUUUAAAUGUGACGUAGUGUAUCACCUAUUUCCACAUUCGAUACCGAACGAGGAGUACGCUAGAGUUGGAUUGGAUUAUUGUGUAGUGCAAUGGCUUACUACCCCCACAGAACCGCCGGUCCCACACCUCCUCCACCGUUGACUGACAAGCUGCGACUAUACCAUGUGGAUAUGAAUCCGUAUGGUCACAGAGUGCUGUUGAUUCUGGAGGCGAAGAGGGCUAAGUACGAGGUCUACCGACUGGAUCCCCUAAACUUACCGCAGUGGUUCAAGACUAAGAAUCCUAGACUGAAAAUACCAGUACUGGAAAUACCAACCGACCAAGGAGAUAAAUACCUGUUCGAGAGCGUCGUCAUCUGUGACUAUUUGGACGAGAAGUAUCCACGGAACCCGCUGCAUUCCAGAGAUCCGUACGUCAAGGCCCAGGACAGGUUACUCAUUGAGAGGUUCAAUGAACUAAUAAAAGGCAGUUUAGAAUGUUUCGACACAAACUUCGCGUUCGGCGGCGAGCAAAUAUUUCAGACUCUGGACAUAUUUGAGAAGGAAUUAGCAUCGAGAGGUACGAAUUAUUUCGGUGGUCAUUCACCCGGGAUGUUGGACUACAUGAUCUGGCCGUGGGUGGAGAGGCUUUAUCUCCUGAGAUGCGUCAACGAGAGGAAAUUCGACGAGAAACGAACGCUGUUCCCUAAUUUCGCGGACUGGGGCGACCAGAUGCAGUUGGAUGACGUGGUUAAAAGGCAUUCCAACUCACCGUCAGAGUACUUCGCGUACUACAGAAACGCACGGACUCACUCCAUGGGGUACUACUUAUAAGUUAACAAGUACUAAGGUAUUUUAUAUUAUAUUAUAUGAAAUCAUGUUCGUUAGUCUCAGGUUGGUUGCACUUUAUGUAUCAAACAACAAACAUAAAUAGGAAAUUGUUUAUCACUUGGUGUAAUUAAUUAUUUUCCAACAGAGCUAUAUAUACAUGGUGUUUUUUUUUCACUUCGAUCUUAGUAUAAUUUUCCAACAAAGCUAUAUUAUACAUGGUGUUUCUGGUAUGAUAAACUGUACUCUAAGAAAUACCAAAAAUUUAAGUGUUAAAUUCACAAUUUUUUUUUAAUUAAUUUUGAGGUCUUUCUUAUAUCUAAGGAAUGUACGAUUAAUGAGGGAUGUAACCGAGCUCAGGCAAGGUAUUAAGUUAUAAUAGGCCUUAUUAUUCAGUAAAACUUAAUUUUCAUGUUGUAUAUUUGAAAUCAUUUAAGUACAUGUUUAUAUAUUUUCCAUACUAAGGUAAUAUUUUCUCAAGGAAUCAUAAAUUUUUCAUAUAAAUGUUUAUCCGUUGUAAAUAAUACAUGUUGUGAGUAAAGUGGAUAGGAAACGUUUCAUGCUAGCAUUGGAUCAAAUAGCUUUGAUAUUAAAUGUAAAGUUAAGAAGUGUUAUUAAAUUUUACAUACGUAUGAAUUUUCAUUAAACGAAGUAAGGCUUUCAGUUUCUGCAUUUUAAAAUCUCAUUAUAUUUCUUCUCGUAAGUGUUGUUAUAUAUUUUUCUAUUUUAAAAAUGGAACUCGAGACCUUCGCUUUUUAAAUAUUUAAGUUGUUUUUUUUUUA